Molecule: messenger RNA, 4449 nt
Organism: Fonsecaea erecta
Lineage: Eukaryota; Fungi; Ascomycota; Eurotiomycetes; Chaetothyriales; Herpotrichiellaceae
Exons: 4
Coding region: 1-4449 (1482 amino acids)
Biological process (GO): regulation of cell shape
Molecular function (GO): protein binding
Source: RefSeq, a predicted model, not a curated record
AUGGCGUUUCUCUUCAAAAGCAGGAGGAACGCGCCGCCCGCGUCGGGCUUACCCCCUGCCAGUCGAAAUAUUCAUACCUCCGACGGCACUCCCACCCCUGCCUCUUCGGGCCCGAACGGUUCAAUAGAUAGCACAGGCGAGAGAUCAACGCAAUCCCCUCCUCCUAAUUCUAAUCCCUCUUCCAAUCCGAAUGGAUCCAUCAGUUCAAUGAACUCGACCUUGGUCGGUGGUCCCGCUUACCCGCGGCGCGAAAGAUCAGAAUCAGAAUCUGGGACACGACCCUCAACGGCUUCACAGCCGACUCAAGUUCCCAAUGCUGCCCUGUAUCCCUGGUCGCAGCGGCGGUUGAAUUUCCCUACUCCGCAGUCCAAUCCUUUCCCUCGCUACGGUGCGGCCGUGAACGCGAUUGCCUCAAAAGAUGGUGACAUUUAUAUCAUGGGAGGCCUCAUCAAUGGUUCCAUGGUCCGAGGCGACUUGUGGAUGGUCGAGUCUGGCGGUGGAAAUCUCUCCUGUUAUCCCAUCGCAACAGUGUCCGAAGGACCCGGCCCCCGCGUCGGACACGCAAGUUUGCUGGUUGGCAAUGCUUUCAUCGUCUUUGGUGGUGAUACCAAGAUGGAUGAUAACGACGUGCUUGACGACACUUUGUACCUGCUUAAUACUUCUUCUCGACAGUGGUCCCGGGCAUCGCCUCCGGGUCCAAGGCCUUCUGGGCGGUAUGGCCAUACCCUCAAUAUCCUGGGCUCCAAAAUAUACAUAUUUGGCGGUCAGGUUGAGGGUUACUUCUUCAAUGACUUAAUAGCCUUCGAUCUGAACGCUUUACAAAACCCCCAAAACCAGUGGGAGUUUCUGCUGCAGAACACGGGCGACGACAUUGUCGGCCCGACCGCGAAAGUGCCUGCUGCAAGAACGAAUCACACCAUUGUCAGCUAUAACGACCAGUUAUUCCUAUUUGGAGGCACCAAUGGCACUCAAUGGUUCAACGACGUCUGGACCUACAGUCCCGUCGCCAAUGUCUGGACGCAGCAAGACUGCAUUGGAUAUAUUCCUGCGCCCCGUGAAGGCCACUCCGCCGCUUUGGUCAACGACGUCAUGUAUAUUUUUGGCGGUAGGACUGAAGAAGGCACAGAUCUUGGUGAUCUGGCGGCCUUCCGCAUCUCAUCAAAGCGAUGGUACACCUUUCAGAACAUGGGCCCGUCGCCUUCACCUAGGUCUGGUCACAGUAUGACAGCGUACCGCGACAAGAUCAUCGUUCUCGCUGGGGAGCCCAGUUCCGCGCCCCGAGAUCCUGCAGAGCUCAGUAUGGUUUACGUACUAGACACCGCAAAGAUUAGGUAUCCAAACGAUGCACCAGCCACCGGCCAGCCUGCAGAUUCGAGGCAGCCCAGCAGCCCAACUAGACGACCAAGCACGGAAGCCAGGUCUGUGAUGCCCAUCCGCUCAACAUCUCGAGAAGGGGCAAGGAGUCAGAAUGCAACUCGCGAACAGUUCUCAGGUGGUCCGGUCCAACGGCCAGACCCCGCCGCCCAAAACAACGCACAGUCACGACUACCACGGGCCUCCAUGGGACAGGCGCCGGCUGGACCUCCACCUCAAGGACAAGCGCCAACACCACGUGCAAAUGGUGUCCAUUCUCCUCCAAAUGCGCCGAACGGGCCGAAGGCGAGGUACAAUGGCCCUCCACUCGACACAAGGGGUGCUGCAGCUGGUCCUGAUGGAGUUCGAACCGCACCUCCAGAUGGGGUGAUACAACCUCCGGCAGUGAGAGAUGUUCAAAAAGAGAAUAUCAGACCUAGCCGGGAAGGCAGUCCGAGCACUUUUGGCCGCAGGACUCCAACUCAACGGACAGAGUCAAAAGCAAAAGCCAUGGAAGCAGGUGAAGCAGCUCCUCUCAUGGGUAGCGGGGUUGCCAGACAACGAUCACUAAGAUCCCAAAGAGCCCAGAGCUCCAUUGAUAGCACCGAGGACGGGUUGUUGGGACGCUCGUCAUCGGGCAGACAUCAUGGGGAACCACAAGGUGAUAAUCGAAGCUUACGUAGCAUGCCAGGCGAUGAGCCCAAAUCUCCCAAGAUGAAUGCCCAUCAAGAGGCGCUACUGAAGGAGCUGGAAACCGCGAAAAAGACGAACGCCUGGUAUGCCUCGGAAUUGGCCCUGGCUCGUAAGCAAGGCUACCACCCUGGCACCUCCUCCAGCCCUACUUUCGACGAUCGUGCCGUCAGCCAAGUUGCGGAUGACGAUCGGCCGCUCAUGGAAGCAUUCAUGAUGAUGAGGACCGAGAUUGUCAAGAUGCAAGAGGCUAUGGAGUCACAAGCCUCAUCCAUGGCAAGACGAAUCGCCGAGGUCGAACAUCAGCGCGACGCCGCCGUCACAGAAGCCGCAUACGCAAGAGCCAAGCUUGCGGCUCAUGGCGGAAGCCAGCGCAGUACGCCUCAGCCGGACGCGACGCGUGAACCCGAUGAGCAGGAACGUUUCACGGACCUUACACGCCGCCUCGCAUUGGCUCUCGCUGCACAGUCUGAGCACAAAGCUAAACUUGAUUCUUUGAACAACGAGCUUGCUUCUGAGAGAAAAGCUCGAGAGUUAGCAGAAGAGUCUAUGGACGCCCUGCAGCUCCGCUACGAUGAGCUGAGCAAGAAUCGAAAUCCGGCAGAACUUGAAGGUCUACGCGCGGAACUACACGAGGCUCAGAGCUUAGCUCGAGCCGAGGCAGGCCGCAGAGCUGAAGUUGAAGAAGAGUUGCGGACACUGCGGAUCGAUCACGACAGCUUGGCGAAGACACACGAGGACGCAGCGUCUCGGCUAGCGAGUCAUACUGCCUCCAUGGCAGCUUUGGAAGCCGCCGUUGCCGCAUCAACUAGCAAAGUAAGCCUUUACGAACGCCAAAUUGAGGAAGAACGCAGUCAAAGAGAAGUUGCUGAGAGAAAGCUAUCUCAACUGAGAGCCGAGCAUGAGGACAGGACCACGGAACUAGAAUCCGUCACGAAGCGGCUGCAUGAUGCCGAAGAGUUGGCUGAGACUCACGCCAGAGAAGCUGCGACUCAUCGCGAGGCCCUUCUCGCCGGUCUAGCCAAGCUGUCAUCUUCCGACACCGGCUCUCAACAAGACGCUGUGGCCGAGCAGAAGAUGGCAGCUCUUCGCGAAUCCGCGGAGCAAGCUUCGAAUUUGGCCAAGCGCAAUCAGGAAGCUGCGGAUAAGGCUGCACAGAAGCUUCGCAAUGCCGAAGAGCGGAUUGCCGGGCUGGAGGCGUACCAAGAGCAGUCCAGUCGCGAGGCGCUCCAGAUUCGGCGACAAUUGCAGACAGCUUUGCGAGAUACACAAAACUAUCAAGCGGAGAUUCGAGAACUACGAUCUAACCUCGAAAUGCAUCAACGAGACGCCAGUGCACUCGCGGUCCAACACAGUGCACUCAAGGAUCUGUUGGGUGAGCGCGGCAUGAACGUUUCCGACGUGAGACGGUCGCCCAUAUUUGAUCACUCUCCCAGCUCUCGUUUUGGCACACCGGAGCAAGCUCGGCUCCGAGAACUUGACCAGCAGUUACAAGCCAGUAUCAAAGCCCACGAAGAGACAAAGAGUCAAUUCGAGGCUCGUAUGCAAGAGGCUGACAGCACCUACAAGGAGAAGCUGGAGCAGCUUGAAAACGAUUAUCAGUCUGCUGUACACUACGUCAAGGGCACUGAGAAGAUGUUGAAGAAGAUGAAGGAGGAGCUCACCAAAUACAAAUCCCAGAACGCUCAGCUGACGGGCGAAUUGGAGACUGCUCGAAGCACGAGUGCGGCUUCCGGCACAGCGGCAGACACUUCGGCCUGGGACGACGAACGGAGGCAACUCCAAUCUUCCAUUGAUGAGAUGAAGACGCAGACGAACGAGCAAAUUGCUCAGCUUGAAGCGAACAUUACUUCGCUGAAGUCGGAUCUUGCAACCAUACAGGCAGAAAGGGAUCGGCAGAAAGCCAGCUAUGCGGAACUCUCUCAAACCGCGCAGAGACUGAGCACGGAACUGGAACAGCUCAAGUCGGAAAAUUCCAUGCUCGAAAAACAGGCGGAAGAGGCAGAAAGCCGUGUGACAAUGCUCCUUGAUCAAGUGGGACAGUCUGUGGGAAACUACCGACGGCAAUCGCAAUUACAGCCGGUGGCCCCUGGGAUCAAUGUGGCCGGGCACAACCGAGAGGAAAGCACCUCGACGCUAACCGAUGUCUCGGUCAACGAUGACGCCUUGUCUCCGGACGAACGAGGGUCUAUCGCACUGGACAACCUGGCUUCCGAACUUGAGACGCUCCGGUCUCAAUGGGAGAGUACGAGCAGGAACAAUUAUCGGCUCAGCACAACUUUCGACUCAGAGAGGACCCCUACAACCGAGAGCCAUGGGGCAGAGCUGAGUGAUAAUCUCGCCAACUGGAGACGACGACUCGAAGAGGAGGAAAAUGGAACAAGAGAAACGUCGGCAGUCGUUUGA